UUGAUAUCAUCUGAAGAUGGAGAAAACUCCCACCGCAAGAUUUGUAUUUGUUCUGCUAUUCUUAACUUGUUCGAUUGCUGCUGCGGGAGCAGAAUAUUUCAAGUACAAAGAUCCGAAGCAGCCAUUGAAUGUUAGAAUAGAAGACCUUUUAAGCAGAAUGACACUUGUUGAGAAGAUUGGUCAAAUGGCUCAGAUCGAGCGAAAAAAUGUCUCAUUUGAAGUUAUCAAAAACUACUUUAUAGGUGGUGUAGUGAGUGAAGGGGGCAGUUCUCCUGCUCCUAAUGCAUCUGCAAGAGUUUGGGUGGAUAUGGUGAAUGAGAUACAGAAGGCAGCUCUCUCUACCAGACUUGGUAUUCCAGUAAUAUAUGGUAUUGAUGCAGUUCAUGGCCACGGCACAGUCUAUAAAGCUACAAUAUUUCCACAUAAUAUUGGCCUUGGAGCUACCAGGGAUCCAGCCCUAGUGAAAAAAAUUGGUGCUGCAACGGCUCUUGAAGUUAGAGCAACCGGCAUUACCUAUGCUUUUUCUCCAAGCAUUGCGGUAUUCAUUACAAAAGAAAAAAUCUGA
Messenger RNA from Dendrobium catenatum, 565 nucleotides. Its product is annotated as lysosomal beta glucosidase-like. The transcript has 3 exons. Gene Ontology annotation, molecular function: beta-glucosidase activity. Gene Ontology annotation, biological process: glucan catabolic process. The coding region runs from base 17 to 565 and encodes 182 amino acids. The record is from RefSeq and is a predicted model, not a curated record. Lineage: Eukaryota; Viridiplantae; Streptophyta; Magnoliopsida; Asparagales; Orchidaceae.